Molecule: messenger RNA, 1153 nt
Organism: Ciona intestinalis (vase tunicate)
Lineage: Eukaryota; Metazoa; Chordata; Ascidiacea; Phlebobranchia; Cionidae
Product: MORN repeat-containing protein 3-like
Source: RefSeq, a predicted model, not a curated record
AACAAGCAGACUGUAAACGCUUUUUGACAAAAAAUUAGUUCUGUGUUUUUACAAAUUUAGUUUAGUGACAUAAGAAUGCCGCAUGUAAAACAACCGCGAGUAACAGAGCCGCUCUGGCAUUCAUGGGACUAUAAAGCACAGAAAAAGGGUCUUCAUAAUACAGUUUUCUCUGUUAACGGUGACGAAUUCACUGGAGAAUGGUUAAACAACAAAAAACACGGCAAAGGUACCAAAGUUUGGAAAUCCAGUGGUGGAAUUUAUGAUGGCGACUGGAAAUUUGGCAAACAAAACGGAUUUGGAACUUUGAGUUUUCCAGAUAAAGGAUCGGAUACUUUUAAGAAACAAUAUUCAGGGGGGUGGAAAAAUGGCAUGAAACAUGGAUAUGGAACUUUCUUUUAUUGCGAUACCGAGUAUUAUGAAGGGGAAUGGUAUGCAGACAAUAGGUGUGGCUGGGGUAGGAUGUAUUUUGCUGAUGGUUCAGUGUAUGAAGGGGAAUGGGAUGAAGACAAAUGCUGCGGAAGAGGAAUGCUAAGACAAGCAAAUGAUAAUCGUUACGAAGGCGAAUGGAAAGGAGGGAAAAAAAAUGGGCACGGCAAAUUUUUCUACCUUAAUAGUGGCCAGGUUUAUGAAGGUGUUUGGGUUGAUGAUAUACCCAAGUGUGGAUGUAUGACUGACUUUGGAAGAGAUGGCGCACCUCAACCUACAGUUUACCCAAUUCCAAAAAUCCAACUGGUAGACCCAGAAGCCGUUGUUGCCAAUUCUGAAGAUACUUUCAUUUCAGACGACAUCUAGAUAGAUUUACAACUGUUUUAGAACACUGUGACGGCAUACAGUUUAUGUCACUGCCAAAAAUACACCUUUCAGUCUGUUCGAUUUUUUGUUACAACAAAUAGGCUUAACUAAGCUUAAAUUGAAUUCAAUUCAUUUUCCCUUAAUUCUACAUAAUGCAUUUAAAUAUAUUUAUAGUACUUUUAUUCAUUUGCUAACGUAACUCUAUUGAUUGCUAUGUUAACAAAAUAGAAAUAACUCAAAUGCCAUAGAAAAUAACAGUGCACCUACAUUAAUUGAUACUGCUUAAAUUAUGAAAUAUGAUUAUUUAAAAAUACCUGGUGUUAAAAUUAUGACAAGAUAUAUAAAUUCCUGCAAAUAAUAA